AUGACGAAAAUCUGUGAAGUCACGGUCCUAUACCUGAAGCCUGGAACUGACCUGUCCAGCCCCGAGAAUCAUGCCAAAUACACGACCGGCAUCAAGACUCUGACCAGUCAGCCUGGGUUUCAGCUAUUGCAGGAGGGCCGGUCAAAGACUGAGGAGGAAUUGUUAGUCUGGUUGACCGAUUGGAACGAUCUACUCGACCACGAGACAUUCAUGGCCAAAUCGGAGCCGUACUCGAAAAUGGUCGAUGCGCUCCUGUCGAUGUGUGAUACAGAACGCGAAGACUUCCUUGAGAUCAAACACCUUCCACCAACUUCGUCUUUUCUGGACGUGACCAUGACUGGUACGCAGUAUGGCAACCUAAUGACGACAAUGCUCUGGCUGCGAAUUCCGGAGGGAGGAUCAUUGGGGCAGUUUGCCGCAGCGGUCAAAAGAUUGCGGCGUGAACUUGAGCACCGUGGACAAGCGGUAACAGGUGGUGGUCCUGUGGAAACUCCAGGAGAAGCUAUCUUAUUCAUACAGUCUCGCGAGGGCCCGUUGGUUGAGAAGGAGGAGAUAGCCCGGAUUCUUGGGCAUGGAGCGAACAUCAGUCGCUCUGGUGUUUUCAAGCUGUCUUACAAUACUUAA
Molecule: messenger RNA, 624 nt
Organism: Aspergillus chevalieri
Lineage: Eukaryota; Fungi; Ascomycota; Eurotiomycetes; Eurotiales; Aspergillaceae
Exons: 2
Coding region: 1-624 (207 amino acids)
Source: RefSeq, a predicted model, not a curated record